Messenger RNA from Pleuronectes platessa (European plaice), 1950 nucleotides. It is a transcript of the gene adap2, whose product is annotated as ArfGAP with dual PH domains 2. The record is from RefSeq and is a predicted model, not a curated record. Gene Ontology annotation, biological process: positive regulation of GTPase activity. Bases 380 to 1519 code for a protein of 379 amino acids. NCBI's taxonomy places the organism in Eukaryota, Metazoa, Chordata, Actinopteri, Pleuronectiformes, Pleuronectidae. The transcript is spliced from 11 exons. Gene Ontology annotation, cellular component: plasma membrane; intracellular membrane-bounded organelle. Gene Ontology annotation, molecular function: phosphatidylinositol bisphosphate binding; GTPase activator activity.
UGGUUUGCAUCAUGUGUAGUUAUCACUUCUGAAAUGUGCGCAGUGGCAGGACCGGUUUUACAGGUUCCUUUUGUGUCAUCUUAUGGAUGAAGUUCAAAGAGCAUUCAGCGCAUGAACCGGUUGAUUUAAGAAAACAAGGAAAACCUCGGUGAAUAAAGCUCAACAAUCUGUUUCUGUCAGUGCGGCUGGACUCGCUCCAAAGGAGGAAGGAGAAGGUAGGGUUGCCCUGUGUUGUAACAAACUGAACGUCUCUGUGGCAAGUUCCACUUUUGGUCGCGACUACUUUUUUCCCUUUUGUGUGAAGCUAUGUGACCACCAUGCUCAGUUUAGAGAGAGGGAUUUAUCACUGUGAGAGAAGAAACCCUGGCUUUGUAGCAACAUGGCAAACAGAGAGCGAAACAAAAAGAUCUUACUGGAGCUCGUGAAGCUGCCGGACAACAGCCUGUGUGCAGACUGCGGCGCAUCAGAUCCAGACUGGGCGCCCUACAAGCUGGGUGUGUUUGUGUGUCUGAACUGCUCUGGCGUCCACCGCAGCCUGUCCAGCCACGUGAAAUCCAUCAGGCUGGACUUCUGGGAUGAUGAGCUGGUGGAGUUCAUGAAAUCCAAGGGCAAUGCCAGCGCCCAGGCCCUGUAUGAGAAAGCUGUUCCACCGUACUACUAUCGGCCCAAGGAGAAGGACUCUGUGGUCCUGAGAGAGCAGUGGAUCCUGGCCAAAUACGAGAGAUUGGAAUUCAAAGGGGAAAUGAAGUAUCCACCAAUUCCAUACACAACAGGUUUCUAUGAAGGGUGGCUGUGGAAGAAAGGAAAAGAGAACACACAGUUUUUGAAGAGGAAGUUCGUGCUGUCAGAGAGUCAAUUCACACUGACUUACUACAACAAGGAAAAUGAGUCCAAAGGCCCCAAAGCUGUGAUCUCCAUCAAGGACCUGAACGCCACUUUUCAGCCGGAGAAGAUUGGUCAUCCUCACGGGCUGCAGCUCACCUACCAAGACGCCGAUCACACCAGGAACCUCUAUGUCUACCACGAGAGACCUGAGGAAAUAGUCACAUGGUACAACGCCAUUCGCGCUGCUCGCUAUGCAUAUCUGAAAACAGCAUAUCCGACUGGGAGCGAUGAAGAACUGAUACCAAAGAUAACAAGAAACUACCUCAAAGAGGGAUACAUGGAAAAGACGGGGCCACUACAGAAGGAGCUGUUCAAAAAGAGGUGGUUUAUUUUGGACUCUCAAAACAGGAAAUUGUUCUACUUCAAAGGCCCGCUGGACGCAGAGGAGUUGGGGGUCAUUUUCGUCGGCACCGAGAGCAACGGUUACUCUGUGAGGGCGUGCAUCCCGAAGAAUGCUCGGGGAAACAAGUGGCAGUGUGGCAUGAUGCUGGAGACCCCCGAGCGAAAGUUUGUCUUCAUGUGCGAGCAGGAGAGGGAGCAGAGAGAGUGGCUGGAUGCUCUCAGACAGGUCCUGUCCAGGCCCAUGGCGCCGCAGGACUAUGCCAUUGAAGCCAACCUCCAAUAUAAACAAUGAUCUGAAGAGACCCGUGUCCACAGGACGACAGCGAGACGACUGCAGGGACUGAGCCACUGCAGCACGGACUCUCAUCUCUGUCUUAGAGUAAAACAUCAUGAACCAUGGCCGACUGUGCCACAGUCUGGAUUAACCUCCAUUUACUCACUUCAACUGACACUGGACCAGAUGGUAAUGGACUGACGGACUUCAGAAAGCACUGUAUCGAUAUGUAAAAUCCACUCAAGACCAAAUAUACACUCCUAUCUUUGAAAGAAUGUCAGGGCCAAGCAUGUGGGAGAAAAUGCUCUUCCUCAACUGUCACUAGAUUAUAGUAACAGAAUAUAUGUUACCAUCCCUGCAUGAUAUUAUGCUAUUUCAUAUGAUUAUUCUUGUUUUGUUUUUAUACUUCAAAUUUCCUGAGGAAUAAAGCAUAUAUUGUUGAUGGUGAA